AUGGACAGCAACCUCACGCUUCUGAAUCAUGUGCGUUUUGCUCCUAGACUGCAGUCGGGGGAUUUUGGAAGUAGGGCGACUGAAGGCAACAUGGCACAGUGCUGGGAAAACAUAGCUGUCAAAAAGAAGCCUAGUACACAACUCAACUUAGUGACAGGAUUUUUCCAACACCUGCGUGAUGAACAAGAAGAGGUGCAAAAACGGACAUUCACCAAAUGGAUCAAUUCUCACUUGGAAAAGCGUAAUCCUCCCCUGGUGGUGAUAGACCUGUUUCAAGACAUAAAGGAUGGAGUGGUCCUGCUGGCUCUUCUGGAAGUCCUGUCGGGACAGAAGCUGCCGUGCGAACAGGGCCGGAAGCUGAAGAGGAUCCACUGGGUUGCUAACAUCGGCACUGCGCUUAAAUUUCUGGAGGGCAGGAGGUCUGUGUAUAGGGGAUCGCCGAUUAAAUUGGUCAACAUCAAUGCGACAGAUAUUGUUGACGGGAGACCGUCCAUAGUACUGGGCUUGAUUUGGACCAUCAUCCUUUAUUUCCAGAUAGAGGAGUUGACCAGCAAUCUUCCAGCCUUACAGACUCAGUCCAGCAGCACAUCUUCAGUGGAUAGCUCUAACAGCUCAGAGGCCACCAGCUCGCCUGUCAAAUGCAAACCUCGCCUUUCAUUCCAGGGCGGGGCCAAGAGGGCUCUUUUUAAAUGGGUGGAAAGCACAGUCACCAAGAGAUUAGGAAUCGAAGUGAAGGAUUUCGGCCCUAGCUGGCGCACGGGAGUUGCUUUUCAUGCCAUCAUCUUUUGCCUCCGACCACACCUUGUCAACAUGGACCGUGUUUGGAGAAGGCCAAACAGAGAGAACCUGGAGGAAGCCUUUUCAUUGGCUGAGAAGGAGCUAGGGAUUCCGCGGCUACUCGACCCAGAAGAUGUGGACGUUGAUAAACCGGAUGAGAAGUCGAUCAUGACGUAUGUGGCUGAGUUCCUGAAGCACCACCCUGACCCCCAAGAAGCACCGACAGAGGAGUUGUCUGAGGAGUUUGCUCUUACACCUCGAGCCAUUGAGGAAAUGUUAGAGAGGGAGAAGCGGAAGGGAUUGAAGGAGCUGAAGGUGUGGUUGGAUCAGCUGGAGAGAGAUUGUGAAAGGGCACAGAGCACAGGAGGAAGUCUCAGUCAGCAGUAUCAGGCCUUUAAAUAUUACCGUGUUCAGUAUGAGCUGAGGAGGAAGCAGGCUGAGUCAUCCAUUCAGUCCACUCAGAAAGACGGGAUGCUUACAGUGGACCAGGCUUUGGUCAAGCAGGUCUGGGAUAGAGUGUCCAUCAAGCUCCUCGACUGGCACCUGGAGUUGGACGGCAGGUUGCCAGGUGCUCUGGGGGAGGUGGGGUCGUGGCUGCACCAGGCAGAAGGAGCUUUACGAGAGGAGCCUGCUCCUCAUCAGACGCAUGAUGAAAGUGCAGAGGCCAUUCACAGAACACGCCAGCAGCACCAGGAGAUCUUCAGGAGCCUUGAGGAACACAAGGAGACUUUUCAGGUUAUCCACAGAGACGGCUGUGUCAAUGGAGUUCCCAUUCCCGCAGAGCAACUCCAGGACCUGGCUGAGAGACUCAACUAUGUGUCUAGUGUCUCACACACUCACAUGUGCAAACUGGAAUUCUUGGAGCUGAAGAAUCGUAUGUUGGCAUUUCUAAUGUUGGCGGAGUCCAAGCUCAAGUCCUGGAUUAUUAAAUAUGGUCAACGUGAGUCCCUGCAACUGCUGCUGCAAAAUUAUACUUCAUUUGUGGAAGAACAGCAGUUCUUUGAGAAGUAUGAGGCCCUGCACAAUGCACUGACACAGGCUGCAGAGCUUUACAUGAAGGCUGAUGGCUCGGCUGAGGAGGGCGUGAGGCGUUUUUUGAGGCUUGUGGCUGUUCAGUGGAGAAGUCUGGCUGUUGAGGUACGCAGUGUUAAGUCCAUGCUGGAUGAGGUGCUCUCCAACUGGGAGAGAUAUAACAACUGCGUCACCUCUCUCCAAGCUUGGCUGGAAGAUGCUCAGGGAGCACUCAGACAGCCUGAGAACACCAAACGGGAAUUCUUCCGGAACCUUCCUGACUGGAUCGAGAAACAUGCUGUGAUGAACGAUGCAGGUAACUUCCUCAUCGAGACAUGUGAUGAGACUGUGUCACGUGACCUGAAGCAGCAGCUGCUACUGCUCAACGGGAGAUGGAGGGAGCUCUUCGUCAAAGUCAAGCAGUAUGCCCGUCUUGAAGACCCUGAACAGAUUCAAAAGGACUGCCAGGAAGCUGUCUCGUCUCUCAGACAGUUUCUGGAAUCUUCCGAGGCCAAACUGAACUUACGUGUUGAAGUCUCUCUUCUGGGUGUUAGGGCUUUCGUGCAGGAUGUUGAGGAAAUCAAGCACAGUGUUCCAGCCAUGGAGACACAGUAUAAAAUGGCUGUCCGUUCUGCACAACUCCUCUCCAAAGACACUCUCCAUGAGGAACGCUCUCAAACACUCUCCAACAUUACAAAGUUCAAAGCACAACUAAACAAGAUAAAGGAGAAGUGUGUGUUGUUGCUGAAGGAGUGCCAGUCACUGCUACCUCUGCUGGAGGAACUUGAGAGACACAUCUCAACAUUCUACCAAACUGUAGAGCAAGCUGGACGCAUCAUCACAGAUGGACAUGACAAAGUCAAGUGUAAGGAGCUCCAAUCCCAUCAGCAGACAUGUAAAAGGUGUCUGUGUGCAGUGGAAAGAAGCCACCAUGGCUUGCAGAGGUCACUGUGUUAUGCUAAAACCCUACGCAACUUUGACCCGUCACUCCUGCAGAACAGAGUGACUGAACUUCAGACCACUGCACAGGCUAUGAUGAGGGAGGCUGCAGAGUGGAGAAGGGUUGCAGAGGCCAACAGUAACCUGACCCGGAGGUUUGAAGAGUCCCGUGCGGAGCUUGAAAAAGUGCUCCGGAUCGGCCAGGCGUGUCUAAAGGAGAGAGGCGACCCUGAGGAGCUGCUACGCAAACAUAAUGAGUUCUUUGGGAGAAUGGACCAGCGGACUCUGAGUGUGUUCCUGAAGGCAUGUGAUGACCUCACAGAUAUCUUACCAGAGGAAGAGCAGAGAGGGCUUCAGGAGACUGUGAGAAUGCUACAUAAACAGUGGAAGGAUAUCCAGGCAGAGGCCCCAUCCCAUCGGCUACGUCUGAGGGUGGAGGCUGAGCGUCGCAGAGUUGCGGCGGUGCUACAGGACUGUAAGGUGGAGCUACACAGAGAAGACAAGGCCUUAUCCACAGCCAGCAGUGAAAGAGUGAUCCGAGAACACAGGUCUUUCUUCAGAGAUAAAGAUCCUCUGUCUGCAUGUGAGAGGAGACUGAAAACCAUGGAGGAGCUCUGUCAGAACCUUCCGGAGAAUGACCCAGCCCAGAGAGCUUUAGCCCAAACCAGAGUUGCUGUGUCAGAGCUCAGAGAUCUCGUGGAGAAAAUGCAUGAAAGACUCCAGCAGCACCCAGACAAGUGGAAGGAGUGGAAGGCCAGGUUCGGAGAGCUCUCUGAUUGGCUGUCCACACAGCAGAGUCAGGAGUUGCUGUUGAGCGGGAACAAGAAUUCCACUGUGCAGGUGAUGAGAGGAGCAGUGAGAGCUCAGAGGGAGACUCUUGUCUGGCUGAGGAGUCGUCUGGGAGUGUUGGAGGAGCUUUGCCCAGGACCUGAGGUUCAGACACAGAGAGCAGCUUUAGAGAGACUCUCUACUGACCUCAAUGCACUUCUGUCCUCUCUGACCGAGGAUGUUUCUGGAGUAACUAAUGGUGAUAAAAUGGUAAAGGUGAAGGCUGAGGUCGGAGUGGUGCAGGAGGAAGAGGAGGAGGACGAAGAGGAGAAACAUAUCUCUAGGAUUUUGAACGCCGAAAGUGCCACAGAAGCCAAACAGUUACUCCUCAUUCAUCAGCAACAUCUCAAGUCUUUGCAGGCCAAGGUGAAGGAUGUCAAGCUGCAGCCCAGUGAAGCAGAGCCUUUCAGGAUGGCUCGGGAGAAAAACCUGCAGGCCACUGUUAGUGCAUGGCUAGAAUUUGAGCGGGAAAGGGACGCAGUGUGGGAGUAUGUGUGCAGUGCCACUCCCAUCCUGCAGAGGGAACUCAUUUUCAGCAGUCUGGAGGACCUCACAGCACACCUUGAACAUGCUAGGGAACUACACAUACAGAGUGAAACUUUCACCACACGGGCAGAACGUCUCUUGAAGAUGGCAGCUGAGAUCCAACUUGGUCAGCCCAACAAAUCUUUACUCUGGAACCAGGCCAAGACCAGUAAAGAGAAAGUCCAAGAAAUACAGAGAAACUUCAGAAAAAUAGUGACUAAGAUGGAGAUAAUGCAGACUUGGUGGCAGCGCUUCAACAGAGAAUCCGAGUCUUUCUCCUCUUGGGUGUGUGAGAAAGAGAGAGAGGUGGAGUCUGUGUCUGAUUCCUCCACUCCACUGGACACACAGAUUCAUUCUGUUCAGAUGGUAGGGGCGGGGCUGGAAGAGAGGGCAGCGGUAUUGAGUAGACUGGAGGCGGAGUUUCAGACGAUUACCCAGUUCAUGACUCCAGGGGAGGCAGGGCGAGUGAAGGCCAGAUUAGCCCAGAUUGGCAGAUACUGGGAGGAGCUUAAAGAGAGUGUGGAUCAGAGAGGGGUGGAGCUUGACGAGAGCUCCUCCCACAGUAAGAGCUUCAUCUCAGAUCUGGAUGAGGUGAAAACUGCAAUGCAAGAGCUCACUGAUAAACUGAAUGAGCCAGUCACCUGUACAUCACCAUCAGAGACAUACAAGGCUCUAAACGAACACAUGGAUGUCGGGCAGACUCUGAAGCAGCUGAAGCCCAGGCUGGUGUCUUUGAGUCUGGGUUUGAGAAGGCUGGCUGACAGGGGUCAGAUGGAGGGAGAGAUUGCAAGCCUCCACCAGAUUCAUACACUACACACACAGCAGGCAAUAGAGAAACAGACCACUCUUGAAAACCUGCUGACCCUAUGGCAGAAGUAUGAGAGGGAUCACUCAGUUUUGAAGUUUUGGCUAGAUAGAUGUGAGUCUGUCUGUAGCCAAGACUCUCCUUACCUGUCUACAGACAAAGCCAAACUACAAAACCAACUACAAGUACUACAGGACCUCCAGUCCAAGGUCCUUGCUCAUGAGUGUCUGUGUGUGGAGCUUAAGACGCUUGGGGCAUCCCUUUAUCCCAUGGCCCCAGAGGAGAGGGUACGAGAGCUCACAGAUGACCAGAGAAACCUGGAGGAGAGAUGGAACUCAUUCAGCAAGACCUUGCCUCUCAGGAUUCAGCAGCUACAGUCUCAUCUCUCUCAGCUGGAGCAGUUUGACCACACCCUGCUUGGUCUCACCCAAUGGAGUGAGAACUUCCUCUGUCACCUCAGAGCUACCUCACUAAUCAACAUCAGCAACCUAUCAACAGCCAAAGCCCAGGUCAAGGAUGACAGGACAUCUCUUGAAACCCAGCGCAACAUCACAGAGGAUUUACAAAAACAAGUGGGUGCUCUCUGCCUUUGCUGUGACCCACAGGAGCUCCAGCAUCUCCAGGCUCGGAGAGAGGACUGCCUACAACUGUUCAGUGAAGCUCAGAGCCUGGUGCAGCACCGAGGUGAGGCUCUAGUCGAACUAGAAGCCUUCCUGGAGGCCCACCAAGCUGCGAGUGACUCCAUCCAGCAUCUCCAAGGGACUGUUGAGGGAGGGAGGAGUUGGGAUCACUCAAAGGCUGAUAAUCUGCACAAGGAGCUGGGGGAGAUGGCCCAGGAGGUUGCUGCUUUGGAGGAACGGACACCUGUUGUGGACGGCAGCCUGAGUAAAGCCCGCCUCAAUCUGGGCACAGCGAAUGGCAGUAGAACGUCCUGCAGAGGACUGGCCGAUGCCCUGGGGGUGGGGCUUCAGACACUGCAGAGGACUGUGGGUAUGAAACAGAGUGAAGCUGAGAUGUUAGGAGCUAUGUGGAGCUCCUUUAGGUCACGAAAGGAGCUGCUCCUUAGGAGCCUGAAAGAACUGGAGGAGAGGGCCUCUGCUUGGGGAACACUGGAGGCCAGUGUCCAGGCCUUUCAGCAAAGGCUGUGGAUGUUGAAACAGCUGGAGGAUGAGCUCCAGGCUCUACAGCACACUCAGCUGUGGUUAGGGGAGAAAGGAGCUCGCCUUGCUCGGGCUGACUCUGAGGAAACAGGGGAUGUACAGAGAGAGGUGGACCAGGUUCAGUCCACCUGGGACAAUAUCAAAAGGCUCAUUUCUGAUGGUCAAGAGCAGUGUGGUCUGCUGGUGGAGCUCUUUAAGGACUACCAGAACCUUCUUUCCAGUAUCAGCUCCACAGUGCAGCGAGCUGAGAUGGUCACUACUCUCCAGUCUGACCUCAAUAACCCGGGAGACAUUGGGAGAACAUUAUCACGGCUUAAGGUAGUAAGGCCAGAAUUAGCCGGAACUCAGGAGGAGCUGAAUUUGUUCAUCAGUAAAAGCAAACAUCUGCUGAGUGAGCUGAAGAAGCUUCCAGAAUGUGAUGUCCAGAGCAUCAGGAGUGAGAGAGAUGCUCUUGUUGACCAUUGGCUUGAUGUCUCUGACAAAAUGGACACUGAUAUUGAUCGUCUCUCUCGCUCGAUGGCGCUGUGGAACGAUAUCGAUAAAAUGGCUGAUGACAUUGAACGCUGGGCUGAUGUCUCAGUCUCUGAGUUCAGCAAGGUCACCACUAACAUGCCAACCAGUCGCAGCAUCGAAGAACACCUCUCCAUGUUCAAGCUGGAGUUAGAGAGGAAGCGGCAGGCAAUGCAAGACUUUAGAGAGAAAGUGAAUGAGUUACAGGAGCUUAUCAGAAACCAACAACCACCCAGUGAACUCCAGAUUAAGGAGGGAGAUUUGAGAAGGAAGAUCUGUCACGUUCAAGAGGUUUAUGAACAGACCAGAAUCACGGUCCAGGACUUCAACUCACAGAAACAGAGGAUAGAUGACCUCAUUUCCCAGAUAACACUGCAGCUGAAGACCUCAGAGGACUCACUGUCCCAACUGUCUAAAGCAUCUGAACCAGAGGAUUUAUCAAAAAUAAAGGAGAUCCAGAAAAUUCUCAAACAGUUGGAAGACAGUUUGGAGUCUGCAUGUGAGUCUCUGGGCGUGCUCUGUAGAGCUUACCCAUCUCAGCAGUUAACCCGACUUAGCGAUGACAUCACUGACUUAGUCAAGAGGAGUGAGUCUGCUGCCCAGCGCUGUACCCAGGUCUUAGGGUCACUCCAGGACACCCUGCUCCAUCAUUUUAGUGAGGAAACUCAGAACUUCCUGCACUGGCUCUCAGACUUGGAGAAAGAGAUAGAAGACUGCAUUGAGCCAUCAGGAGAUGCUUCUGUUAUUUCAGCUAAGCUUCAGAAAGUCAAGAUGGCGCUAGAACGUGAAGGGGAAGGCAAGGAGCUCUUGGGGAGAGUCUGUGAGGAAGGAGAGAAACUCUUGGUGCAUCUCCCUAAAACUGGGGCUGGAGGAGUCCAAGAACAUCUAGCCUCCUGCCAGGGCAACUGGGAUGCAUUUGUGAUACGAUGCCAACAGAUGCAGCAAGACCUGGAGAAGAGUGCCGCCCUACUGCAUGGAUUUGAUGAACGUGUGGAACUGCUGAGAGACUGGCUGCAGCAGAUGGAGAUGAGCCUGCAGACAGAGCCUCGUCAGCAGGGAGAGAGACAGCAGGAAGUCCCUGACACUGCCGCGGAGCUGGAGAGAAUAGAAGAGCUCCACCGAGUGCUACUCAAGAGGAGGCCAUCUCUGGAGCGUCUGUACCAGGACUCUUUGACUCUGACUGAAGGGGGUGUAGGCUCAGGAAUGGAGGUCAAAGUGUCUGCAGAGCUGCUCUCCAUUCAUCAGGAGCUGCUCCAGGGGCUCAGGGCUCGUCUCCGCAGCCUGCAGGAGGGCAAGCAGCUGGGGGAGACACUGAGGGAGGUGUGGGGUUGGCUGGAAGAUGUGCAGGGCAGACUGGGAGAGCUGCAGAGUACUGAGGGUAACAAAGAGGAGCUGGAGGAGAGGCUGGAGAAAGUUCAGGAUAUCCUCCUGAUGAAGGGUGAGGGAGAGGUGAAGCUAAACAUGGCUGUCGGGAAGGGCGAACACGCCAUCAGGAGCGGCGGGAAGGCAGGACAGGAAGUCAUCCGUGCACAGCUAAAGGAAGUAGAGGACGCAUGGGUUGAGCUACUCACAAAAGCAAUGGGCUGUCACAGUCAGCUGGAGUGGACAGUUACCCAGUGGUGGCAGUACCUGGAGGCUCACGGCCUGUUACAGAGCUGGUUAAAAGGGGUGGAGAGGGAGGUUAAAGGACCCCUGGAGCCCCAGCUGGGCUUGAGAGAGAAAACCCUCCAGCUUCAGAGACUGCGCUCACUGCAGGCAGAUGUCCAGGACCACCAGGGGGCCCUGUCCCAUUUAGAGGAGAGCUCCGCUGAGCUAUAUAAACAGACCAGAGAUUUGUCAUUUGGAGAGGAGACGAGGGCACAACUCAGGAAACAGUUUGAGGACGUCAGGGCGGCUGUGGAGGAGAGAGUCAGACUCUCGGAGUCCGUUGUACGUGAACAUGAGGAAUACAGUGGGUCAGUGAGGGAGUUUACUGAUUGGCUGAUGGUGGCAGGUGAGGAACUUCAGCGAUGGUCUGACCCAUCAGGCGACUCUGCCUCCAUUCAGAGGAAGCUAACAGAAGUGAGGGAGCUGUUGGAGCGAGGAGUGUGCGAGGGUCGUGAGGGUUUGCAGCGUGUGCGGCGGAACGCGGAGCGAGUUGGCACCCACACGGCGGCGGGGGGCUGUGAACUGAUGGACAGGGAGGGAGCAGCGCUCGCUCGAGCCCUGCAGCAAUGGGAGGGGGCGUCGCUAAGGGCCCGGGAUGCCUUGGAGACGGCGGUCGCCGCGACGACCAGCUCCGAGAGGGAGCAAGCGCGUCUGACGGAGCAGCUGGAGGGAGAGAUCAAGGAGCUUGACACACGAUUAAGAGAGUGGAACGAGGGACUGUGCAAAGCGGAGAGAAGGAACAGCGGACCAGAGGCAGUGGAGGGAUGGCUGGUCGCUAAGGACGUGCUGGAGGGGCUUCUCACAGCCGAACCCAUGGCAGAGAGGUUAAAGGCUCAGCUUAAUGAACUCUGUCGUUUCUCUCAGGAUCUUGGGCCGCACUCGGACAGGGUCACGGCCCUCAUCAAACGACACAACAGUCUCAGUCUCCGUGCCUCCCGGGAGUGUCAGAACAAGGAGAAGCUGCUGGAACAGCGAUUCCGCUCAUCUCUGCGUGAAUUCCGCCAGUGGCUGGUCAACGCUAAGAUCAGCACAGCAAAAUGCUUUGACUCGCCUCACAGCAUCCAGGAAGCCUCUGCCGCCCUCCAGAGGAUCCAGGAGUUUAUGGGUGAGAAAGAACAGGGCCAGGCCAGAUUAAACGCUGUCGUAGCUCAUGGAGAGCAACUUAGUGAUGUGGUGGCGACAGACAGGGUGGAGGCCAUCCGAGUCAAAGCAGCUAGUGCCAGAGAGGACUGGACAAGUCUGAUGAGUAACCUACAGAGACAACAGGCAGCCUUACAGGAUCUGCUGUCUCAGAUGAAUGACUUUGAGGCUAGCAUGGAGCCUCUUCAGGACUGGCUGAACAGAACGGAGCUCACAGUUCAAAAGAGCAGCGCUCGACUACAUGACCUGCCAGCCAAAAGACAGGAGCUCAGCAAACUACAGUCGGUUCUGGACGAGGUUUCCUCUAAGGAGGCUGAACUGGGUAGACUGAGGGAGAGAGCACACCAUCUGUGGGAAGGACAGACCACUGGCAAAGGCUUUGUUCAUCGGGUUUGCCAGCUAGCUGCCCAGUACCUCGCUCUGAGCAACCUGACCAAGGAGAAAGCCUCGAGAAUGGAGCGGGUUGUUGGAGAACACCAGUUCUUCUCUCAGGGUCUGAAGGAGCUGCAGACCUGGGUCUCAGAAGCGCAACAGAUCCUCAGGACGUGUUGCUCUCCCACGGCAGACAAGAGUGUGCUGGACAGCAGAAUGGGCCAGCUGGAGGCUCUGCUCACGGCUCGGCAGGAGCGAGAGAUCCAGCUAAAGAUGCUCAUCACCAGAGGUGAAUCGGUGCAGAGAAACACGUCAGCUGAGGGUGUGCCCGUUGUCCGCAAACAGAUGCAGGACCUCAAAGACUCCUGGGACUCACUCCUCUCUGCCACCAUCCAGUGCAAAAGUCAGUUGGAGGGGGCCCUGUCCCAGUGGACGAGUUAUCAGGAGGACGUGUGCCAGUUUGAGUGCUGGAUGGAAAGGGUGGAAGAGAGUCUGGGAAACUCCGACAGACAUUACUCUGAAAUGAGAGACAAGACGGCCAACCUGGGCAGAGCCAAGCUGCUUUAUGAGGAGGUCUUGAGUCACUGUAGCCCUCUGGAGACUAUUGCCACCAAAGGGUCCAGUAUGACAGAGCACUCUGCCACUCAACAGGAGGUCCUGAAACUGAGAGCGAGAUACACAGCCAUAAAGGAAAAAGCCAAAGCUGCAGUCAGUAAAGCAGAGGAGCUGGUUCUAGCUCACCAGGAGUACCAGAGAGACCUGCAUAUGUUUGAGGACUGGCUUGAACAAGAACAGGGGAGUCUGGGCCAACUCUCCAACCAUGAUGGAGAUGUGGAAUCCCUGGAGACUGCCAUUAAGGAGGUGCAAAUGCUUCAGCAUCGCUGUGCAGAUGGCCAGAACCUACUCGGUUCUGUUUUGGCAAGUCGAGAGGGGGUCAUUCCUUGGGGUGUUCCUCAGAUUGAGGAUCGGGCUCUUGAAACUGUGCAGAGAGAUUGGCAUUGUUACCAGGACCGGCUUGGGGAGACCAAAGUCCAGCUGGACAGUGCCUUGACCAAGCUCCAACAGCUGGAACUUAGGUUCCAGACACUGGACAGUUGGCUGGAAGACAUGGAGAUCAAAACCAAGCUGAGAGCCCACCGAAGGUCUGAUCUGACAGUCAAAGAAUCCCAGUUACAACAGCUAAAGAGGUGGCACCAGGAAGCUGGGCGGUACCAGGCUGAUGUGGAGGGUCUCAGUGUCCUGGCUCAGCAGGUUCUGGAAGAUGCUCACAUAAGUGGACGGGUCAGCACCAGGGUGACCCAGCUUACAGCCCGUUACCAUGCCCUGCUUCUGCUUUUACAGGAAACAAUUAAACAGUUGCAAGAGGAGGUCCACUGCAUCAUGGAAGCUCAGAAUGCUUCCAGAACGUUCUCUGACUGGCUCAGUAGCAUGCGGCAGAAAUUUGAAGCUGCAGCUUCAAGCAAGCAGGAUUUGGAUCGUGUUGCCAUGGAGAAGAUGAUGAAGAGACUCGAGGUGAUGCAGGGGGAGAUAGACCAGGCCAACGGCCUGUUGAAGACUCUCCGGGAACGGGCUGAGCAGGCAGUUCCAUUCCUGAAUGAGACAGGAGCUGAGAGGCUGGAGAAGGAGGUGCAGACCGGGCGAACCCAGUUGGAGGAGCUGGUGACGGGGCUGCGAACGGAGCACACUGCAGUGGAGAGGAAUAUUCAGUUGUGUAAGGAGUUUCAGGACAGAUACAAGAGCCUGGUGCAGUGGCUUAUGGAGACACGAGCAGUGCUGAGCAGUACUGCAGAACCCAAAGUUGAACUCUACCAAAGGAGAGCCCAACUCGCCAAGUACAAGGCUGUAGAGCAGACUGUGUUGUCACGGGGUUCUGCCAUCAGGUCUGUUCUGGAGAAGGGAGAGGUUCUGUUGGCUCUGGUGCGUUCUCCAUCCAUUACUGACAACCUGGACAGGCUGCAGACAGACUACACUGACUUGUGUGCCACUGCAAGGGCCCACGUACUGAGGAUGGAGGGACUAGUCAGGAAGCAGGAGGCUUAUCACUGUGAACUGCAGGAAAUUGAAAAAUGGCUGCUGCAGAUGUCCAGCAGAAUGGUGACCCCUGACCCCUCCCGAGGCGAUGACCUAGAGGCAGCCACUCAGCAACUGGCCAGUCACAAGGCCAUUAUGGAGGAGAUAGCAGGGUUUGAGGAGCGUCUCACAGGGCUGAAGGAGAGAGGAGAUGACCUUGUGUCCGGUUGUAGUGAGCGACUCCAGGCUAAACUCCGCCAGCAGAUUCAGAGCCACCAACAGGGGGCCAGAGACAGCUACUCUGCCAUCUGCAGCACUGCCCAGCGUGUCUAUCAGAGUCUGGAUCGAGAACUGCAGAGACACGUCAACUUGCGGGACACCCUGCAACAAUGUCAGACAUGGCUCUGUAGUGUACAGGAGGAGCUACAGCCCCAUACACAAGCACCAUGCUGUCUUCAGGAGGCACUCACACAGGUAAAGCAGGAACGAACCUUGCAGGAACAGGCCAGUACCUACCUGCAGCUGGUGUGUUCUACAUGUGAUCUGUCAGAUGAAAAUGUGAGGCAGAUUGCUACAGAGAUCCAACAGGUUAAACUCCAGGUAGAGGAGAAGAUGGUCAUAUCUGAAGAAGUGGCAGAGAGCUGGCGAGAGAUCCAGGACCUGCGCUCUGAUCUUGAGUCGCGUCUCCGUGAGGCUGAGCAGCUCCUGCAGAACAUGUCCAGGAGGCCAGCUGAACUUGAGCCAAAGAUUGCUCAGAACCAGUUGGAGCAGGCCCAGGAUUUCACCCAGGAGCUCCAGGACAGACAAGCUGAUUUGAACCAGUUGAGGGAGAAUAUUGGAGGGCUAACAGAGGGUCAGGAGUCCCCUGACCUUAGGGAAAUUGGCCGUCUGCGCCGCUCUUGGCUUGAGCUGGGCCGGCAAGCUGCAGAAUUGCUGAAGCAAAGGGAGGAGGAUUUACAGAAGGCUGGAGACUACCAUGACUGCAUUGCUGCAGUAGAGGAGUUGUUUGACCAAGUGUCAAAGGAAUGGGAUUAUCUGUCCAGGGCAGACAUAGAGAGCACUUCUGAACACAUGGACUCCUUGAAAAAGUUGUUUACUGACCUGCAGGACCAGAGAUGUAUGCUAGAGGACCUGAAAGAACAGAAACAAGGAAUCUUGUCUCGACUCAGCCUGGAGGACAAGGACCUAGUUAAGGAGCAGGUUGGCCAUCUGGAGCAUCGGUGGACUCAACUGGAGAUGCUAAUCCAAAAGAAGAUCCAAGACUCAGCCCAGAUGCUGGAGGACUUAGGUCGUGUAGAAGAGCACCUGAGGGAGACCCGUGAGUGGGCAGAGGAGCAACAACCAAUGUUCUCUGAGACUUUGAAAGCUAGUCCUUCCCCAGACAUGGCUCAGAGCUUCUUGUUUGACCACUUGACCCUUUGCGCUGAACUGGAGGCAAAGCAACAGCUUUUAACACAGACCAUGUCAGAAGUCAGCUGCAUUGCCACUCAGUUAGGUCUGAGUGAGAGGAAGAGGCUUCAAAAUCUGGUUCAGGAAGCACAAGCAGAGGUGGAAUCGCUUGGGGUAAAAGCAGCACAGCGACGCAAAUACCUCAGCAAGGCCUUCACUGAGCAGACACAGUUUCUUCAGGCCCUCAGUAAAACUGCUGGAUGGAUUAGACAACAGGAACAAAAGGCUUUUGCUGAGGAGCAUGUGGCACUCUUGCCAGAUGACCUCUCAAAGCAGGUACGGACUUGCAAAAAUGUCGACAGCAGCUUAAGGGCUUAUCAGGGGGAACUGGCCUCACUUUGGACACAAGGACGAGAUCUUGUUAAGGAUGCAGCAGAGGAGGAAAAGGCUGAAAUUCUUCAAAAGCUUGAGGAGUUACAAAGCACCUUUGAUACUGCUUUACAGAGAUGUAGUCAGCGUCUGCUGGACCUUGAAAAGGCAUUAGUAACCAGAAAGUACUUCAAAGUGGACCUGGAGAAGAUCUGUCAGUGGUUGACAGAGGCAGAAGUAGCUACUUUUCCCGCAGUUGACUUUAGGGGGAGUGAUGAGAAACUGCAGAACCAAUUGGCAAAGUACAAUCAGUUUCUGGAACAAGCGUCAGCCUAUGAGAAUCUUUUACUUAUUGUCCAGAGGGUGGGACAAGAGAUGCUCCCCACCUUGAAUGAGGUGGACCAUUGCUACCUGGAUGAAAAAUUAAAUGCCCUUCCACAACAAUACAAUGGCAUUCUGCUGUCAACCAAAGAGAAGCGAGAUAGAGUUCAACAAGUGAUUCUUGAGAGAAGGGAAUUUGAGUCUCUCAUUGAGGUGACCCGAAAGGCUUUAGAGGAACUUCAGGAUCAGUGCAAUACCUUGGAGAAACAAUCUUUUAGCCAAAGUUUUGAGGAAGGGGAACAGUUGCACAAUGAUUACAAGGAUCUCUUGAGAGGUCUUGCAAAUCUGUUCCAGGCAAUGAAAGACCUGAGAUGCAAGACCCAAGAUUUCCUCAGCACAGGACAGCCUUAUUCAUCUGAAGUGAUUGACCAGUUAGUGACUCUUCAUAACAGACUAAAUAUAUCAACAGAAGAAAGAGUAAAAGAACUUAAGAAAACUUUGAAAUCUUUGAAAGAUCACUGUACCAUGUCCACAAAACUGAACAAUGGCAUGAGUGCUAUUAAGGAACAGCUAACUGAACUUGAUUCUGAGAUGCAAUCAAGUUCCAUAGAUAAAUUGUCCAAACUCUACUCCCUGACCAAAGAUCUAGAAGAGGUGAGCUCUGACCUAGAGAAUCUCUCAAGACAGACUAAGGACUUUGUCCUGUAUUUUGACUCUGUGAAGCUUCGGACUCAGGUGACCUCUCAAGAAGAGGAGCUGCAGACACUGAGGUCAAAGAUCAAAGAAUGUAUCACAGUGUGUGAGAGCCAGCUUAAGGAUAACAUGGACUCACAGACUCAGGUCAACGGCACUUUGUGCUGGCUCCAGAAGCUUAGGGAUAAAUUAAUGUGCCCUUUGACCUUACAAGAAGUGAAAAUCAAGAAAGUUCAGGAAGAGGUCAAAUCAGUACAGGCGCUAGAAGGAGAGAUGCAAUGCAGACUGAGGAUACUGGAUACUGUAACCCAAAAGGAACGACAGAGGUACAGCAGUGAACACAAAACAUUUCCUCAACACUUGGAGACCAGUCUUUAUGAGGUGGCAAAGCUUGAGGCUGACAUCCAGAAAGCGCUGUCCACAAAACAGGCAUCUUUGGAGUCGAUUCUGUCACUUGUACAGAGGUACCAGACUACCAUGACAUCAAUUCAGCAAUGGCUGGAAGAGUGUACUGCUUUUCUUCAGCAAGUAAGUUUGGAGGUAGACUUGGAAAACAACGCAGAGAGCCUCAAAGAAUUAGCAAGUAUUACAGCAAAGGAGCAGACCUUCAAAAGUGGCAUUCAAGAACUGAAGUCAUUGUGCCCAGAACUGGCACACUUCGUAUGCCCUGUUGUCAUGGAGGCAAUACAACAGGACAUUGAGGCUCUUUGUCAAAGUGGAGCAGAGCUCAGCCAGCAGUUGAGAUCUCAAUCGGACAUUCUCCAGAGCUGCGCAGCUCAGUGGAAACUCUUUAAGGAAGACAGAGAGGAGUUAAUCAGGCAGAUGAGUGAAGCUGAGAAGAGGAUGGCAGAGUUCACAACAGCAAAAGCAAACUCCAUCCAGCAUGCUGAGGACAAGCUCCGUGCUCACCAGGCUCUCCUGUCACUAGCGGAUGGUUUUGAAAGCAUGUUGACAAGGUUUAAAGAGAGAUCAGCCAGGUUAGAUGAGGUUGGCACUGAUGCCACUGUUGGACGCUCUGUUUCUGUCCUAUUUCAUCGCUGGACUCAACUGUGCAGCAUAGCAAGAGCUCAGCAGAAGGCACUAGAGGACACUGUGCGGGACUGGAGAUGCUUUGGCGAAAAGAUGGAGAAGGCAAAAGCUGUGUCUGAGGACUUACACAGCCGUGUUCCUGAUGGUGUGGUGGAGAAAGCAGCCAACAGGGCGGCACUUCAGAGUCUGCUGGAUUACCAUGACUCCUUCAGCACAGAGGUGGAGAGAGAGAGCUCCACCCUGACCCUACUGAAACAUCAUGCACUCAGCCUGCUCAGUGAGACAAAGAGCAGCACUCUAGCCAGCCCUAGCAAAAAGUUACAAACCACCUCCAGAGAACCGCAACCUGUCUGUUUACAAGAGAUAAGGGCUAUGCAGGACAGAUAUGCAAGUCUCCUUCAGCAGGUGUGCGUUAGCAGGCAGCAGGUGCAGACAGAGCUGCAGGAGAGAGAGGAGGUGGAGAGGGACCUGGGACGGGUUAAAGACUGGAUUCAGGAUACACAGAGCUUGCUGCUCAGCCCCACUGCUGACCUUGACUCUCUGCUGUUGGACCUGGAGGCGGCACGCGGUAGCGUACUGUCUCACCGACAGACAGUGGAGAAGAUUGCUGAUCGGCAGCAGAAUAAGUACCAGGACCUCCAUGUUACGCUACCAUCUGAGAUCCGCACCCAACUGGCAGAGGUUACUUUGGCUCUGGGGUCUGCUGAGGACCAGGUCCAAGCGAGGGAACGAGAAAUCCAGCAGGCCAAAGAUGUUAAUGAAGACUUCAGCUCCAGAAUGCAAGACUUAUCUGAGAAAAUCAACCUUAUCUCUAUGAAACUGAAGCACAAAGCUACAGACAUAGAGCAGGCUAAAGUAGAGACCAAGAGUUUGUCUGAGGAGCUGGAGGCUUGUGCCCGUGCCCUGUCUGAGUUAGAUGGAGCCAUUCAAGAAUUUGGGGAGCAGAGCCCUCUCUUGUCCAGGCAGCUGAGUGCCCGACUGGCCAAACUGACAGAGAUUCACAGCCAAGCCAGCCGGCAGGCGGAAUCUCACACUGUUCGCCUCAAGAAGGCAGGGAAGCACUUUGCUGAGUUCAAUGAGAUGCUGGGAUUUGUCCUGAACUGGACAGAAAAAGCUGAGACUCUCCUCUCAGGAAACAUCAUCUGGAGUCCCGCCUCCCAGAUGCAAGAGCAAAUCAAGGCCCAUCAGGUGUUGCUACGGGAACGGCAGGAUCUCCAUGGUGAUUUGGAUGGUAUGGUGGAGCGGAUUGCGUUGCUAGGGGAGGUGCUACAGACGGAGGUCAUGGAACAGCAGGUCUCUGAGCUGAGCAGACACACAGAGGAGCUCCAGCAGAGAGCCAAUUCACGACUGCAAAGUCUGCAAGAUGCAUCAAAGGACCUGGGGCGGUUGGAGAGUGAGGUGAAGGCCCUCCAUGCAUCUUUAGAGCGAGUCCAGGUGACCCUCACCUCCCCGGAGCUGGCACACCUCAGCCUUAGGGAGCAGCUGGCCCACAGACAGCUCCUCUUGGCGGAGAUGGAGGGUUUUAAGCAGCAGGUUGAGGUGGUGCAGCUGUGUCAGAGUGCCCUGCGGCUGCCAGAGGAGGUGGUGCUGAGUCUACCCCUUUGUCAGACUGCCCAGAGUUUACAGCAGGAGACCAGUCAGCUUCAACACACCACCAUCCAACAGUGCAAUAUCCUACAGGAAGCAGUGGUGCAGUAUGAUCAAUAUGAACAGGAAGUGAAAAACUUGCAGAGACUGAUAGAGGAAGCCCAUCGUGUCAUCCAGGAUCGCCCUGUUGCUACGGGCAACAUACAGGAACUGCAGGCCCAGAUUCAGCACCAUGAGGAGCUGGCCCAGAAGAUAAAAGGUUAUCAGGAGCAGAUCUCAGCUCUGAAUUCCAAGUGUAAGAUGCUGACUAUGAAAACUAAGCACGCCACCAUGCUGCUAACUGUCAGCGAUGUGGACGGAUUGUCUGACGGCCUGGAGGAUCUCGAUGAAGAGGAGGAGAUGCCCAAACACUCACCAACACACCCCUCUGUUGUCAUGAUGACGGCGGGUCGUUGUCAUACACUUCUUUCUCCUGUUACGGAGGAGUCUGGUGAGGAGGGGACCAACAGUGAGGUGUCUUCCCCUCCUGCCUGCCGCUCCCCCUCGCCUGGGCCUAAUGCUGAUGCUCCCCUUAACCAGGGAACUGGAAGACCUCCUUUGAGCAGAGCCCCACUGCAGCAGCUCUACGACCCGACCAUGGAGUCAGCCGCCUCAGCCAACCUGGACGACCUGCAGCGUUCCUGGGAGACUCUGAAGAAUGUGAUCAGUGAGAAGCAGAAGAGUUUAUAUGAAGCAUUGGAGCGACAGCAGCAUUAUCAGGAGGCCUUACAGUCCGUCUCCACCAAGAUGGAGUCCAUCGAGGCAGCCCUGAAUGAAGGACUGGAACAGGGCAAAAGUCCAGAGAGCCAAAUGGCUGCCCACCAGGCUCUGAUGGACGAGAUCCUGAUGCUGCAGGAUGAGAUCAAUGCUUUGCAGAACUGUUUUUCUGAGGAGCUUCUGGACGACGGACUGGACUCUGACACAGGAGACCAGCUAGCUCUCCAAUCUACUCUGACUGUCCUCGGCGAGAGAAUGGCCACCAUCAGAAUGAAGGCCUCCGGGAAACGUCAGUUACUGGAGGAGAGACUAAGUGAACAGCUUGAGGAACAGCGGCAAGAGCAGGCACUACAACGUUACCAUACUGAAGCUGAGGAGCUGGACCAUUGGCUGCUCAGCACCCGUGCCACCCUCAGCUCCGCACUCCAGCCCCACCCACAGGAUAUGAACAUGGAAGAGCAGCUGAUUGACUGCCAGAACAUGUUGCUGGAGAUUGAACAGAAGGUAGUGUGUCUGUCGGAGCUGUCUGUGCACAGCGAGAGUCUGUUACUGGAAGGGAAAGGUGGGACACGCAGCGAUGCAGAGCAGCUCACACUCAAACUGCACAGUCUGAAAGCCAGCCUGUUAGAACUGCAGAGGAUCCUACAGGACAAACAGACCCACAUCCAGGGUUCUUUGCAGGAACAGGAGGACAGUGAGCCGGACUCGACAAUCUCUCAGAGCCCUAGCGUGUUGGACUGGCUCAGUCAGGCCCGGUCCACACGCAGCCAGCAGCACCAAGACACGGUACAGAAACAGAGGGAGCUGGAGGAGCAGCUUGCACAUCAAAGAAAGUUACUACAGUCUGUGGCCCACAGAGGAGGGGAGCUUCUGAUCCAACACACAACACCCAAUGGAGAGAGUUGUUCAGACAGUACAUUGCAUGAUAAGGCUGAGAAUGUGAGCACGCAGGAUCAGAUGAAACUGAGAUGGGAGAACCUCAGCAAAGAUCUAAACACUAAACUGCAGCUGUCACUCAACACUAUGGAACAGCAACAGCAACAAAGCCCGGUGUGUCAGCGGUCUAGAGUGUCCAGUCCUGGGGGUGUGUUUCCAGGACAACCCUUUACCCUGGAGAACAUCUGCCCUUGGAAACUGUUUGAAACUGUUAGCCGUGACAUGGAAGAAUUGGUAGCAGAGUCAGGGGCCACUGACCUGAGGCAGGUGCGGUCCCUGGAGAUGGAUCUGUAUAGUGCAGCGUUGGCAGCGUCCUCAUGGCUGGACUCUGCUGAGAAUGAGCUGCUGUCUAGUCCUGUCCUGCUGUCCGAGGACUCAGAGACGCAGCUCUGCCGCCUGGAGGGUUUAAAUAAGGAGGUGAAGAGUGUCUACGAGGAGGUGUGCAGGUGUAGGGAGGUACUGGGAGGAGCUGAGAGAAUUUGGGAAGGUGGAGGAGGUGAUGAGGGAGAUCAGGUUAUGAUUGAGGAGGUGCUUGAAGGAUUGGAGGACAGGCUGAAACUCCUAGACUCAGUACUGGAGCAGCGAUGUAGUGGCAUGAGAGACAGGGUUCAGGAGCUAUCAGCCUUUCAGACUGAGUUGCGGUUGCUGUAUGCUGCUCUCAGUGAAUGUAAAUGUCAGUUACUGCAGAAGAUGGCAGGAGCUCUGGAGCGACCAGCAUCUAAACAAAUGGAGAUUCUAUCAGAGGCAGAGGACAGUCUGAGAGACUUUGAGCAGAAAAUAUAUGAACUGAGGAGUAGAGGAGAGACCCUACUCCUUGACCAAGUGUCUGGCCAGGAGCUGCUAAAGAUACAGGAUACAUAUGAGGAGUUGGUUCAGAUGGUUGGCACUCGACGAAGCGAACUCAACCAGAACCUGGUUCUGAAGGCCCAGUACGAGAGGGUUCUACACGAUCUGGUUGACUUGGUUGACACAGCGCAGGACAAAAUGGCUGCAGACCAAAAGAUGACAGUGGGCUCAGUGAUUGAAGUCCAGUUCCUUCUGAAUAAACAUAAGGAGUUCUUCCAGAGUCUGGAAGCUCAUCUGAUCCUGACGCAGGCUUUCUCUCAGAAGGUCAGUGGAGUCCUGGUCCAGAGAGAGCAGCAGGCUUUAGAGCAGACAGUAGCUCAAGCUCAGGCAGUGCUCAAACAAGCCCACAGAAGAGGAGUGGAGCUGGAGGGCAUCCUAGAGGCUUGGAGCAGGCUGGUAGGGGAUUUCCAGACUAUCCAAAGACACUUGGAAACCGUGGAGAGCAAUAUUCCUACUGUGGGACUAGUGGAGGAGACUGAGGACAGACUCAGUGAGAGAAUUGCACUGUACCAGCAUCUGAAGGGCAGCCUAGCAGAGCGGCAGCAGCAGUUAUAUCAGGUGUUGGAGGAUGGCAAGCGUCUGCUGCUCAGUGUUUGCUGCUCAGAUUUGCAGACCCAACUCACACAGCUGGGGGAACACUGGCUCAGUAGCACCACCAAGAUCAACAAGGAGUUACACCGCUUGGACUCCACCCUCAAACACUGGACCAGGUACCAAAGUGACUCUGCCGAGCUCAGUCAGUGGUUGCGGUCGGCUUUGGACCGUCUGGAGUUUUGGAACACCCAGUCUGUUACUGUCCCUCAGGAACUAGAGACAGUACGAGACCACCUCCAUGCCUUCCUGGAGUUCUCUAAGGAGGUGGAUGCUAAGUCAUCUCUCCGCUCCUCAGUGCUUAGUCGAGGGAAUCAGUUGCUGAGACUGAAGAAAGUGGACACGGCUGCGCUCAGGUCUCACCUGGCCCAGGUGGACACACAAUGGGCAGAGCUACACACACAGAUCCCAGUGGUCCAGGAGAAACUCCACCAGCUGCAGAUGGAGAAGUUAGCAUCUCGGCAUGCCAUCACUGAGCUAAUGAGCUGGAUCGCUCUAAUGGAGAACGUCAUCCAGGAGGACCAGAAGAGCAUCAUGGGAGCAGUCGGCUCUGAGGUCGUUCAGAGCUUCCUACAGAAGUACAAGGGUUUCCGGAUUGACCUUUCGUGUAAACAGCUGACUGUUGACUUUGUGAAUCAGUCAGUUCUGCAGAUUAGCAGUCAGGAUGUGGAGAGUAAACGCAGUGAUAAAACGGACUUUGCGGAGCGUCUGGGUGCCAUGAACCGCCGAUGGCAGAUCCUACAGGGACUCAUCACAGAGAAGAUCCAGGCUUUGGAGGGUCUGCUUGAGAGCUGGUUGGAGUAUGAGAAUGGAGUUCAAACUCUAAAAACCUGGAUUAGCACACAAGAGGAGAAACUGAAGAACAAACACAAGCUAGAGGAUGUUGCCUCCAUCCAGAAUGCACUAAAAGACUGUGAGGAACUGGAGGAAUUGGUGAAGGAGAAAGAGAAGGAUUUGGAGAAGGUUGAGGAAAAGGGAUGCUUGCUCAUCCAAGAGAAGAAAGGAGAGGCCUGUUCCAUUGUUAUGGACACUCUAAAAGGACUCAACCAGUCUUGGGCCAAUCUUGACCAUAUAAUUGGACAGAUGAAGGUGAAUUUGCGUAUGGUCUUGGAGCAGUGGAACUUGUAUAAAAGAGCGUCCGAUGAAAUUCAUGGGUAUCUGAUGGAGGGCCAUUACUCCCUGUGCCGUCUGCGUCUCCUCACUGGCUCCCUGGAAGCUGUGCAGUUCCAGGUGGAGAAUCUAGAGAGUUUACAGGAGGAGCUGGAGAGGCAGGAGAUCAGUCUGAAGAAGUUUGGCUCCAUCACUCAGCAACUGCUAAAGGAAUGCCAUCCCUCUGUGGCUGAUUCACUGAACACAUCACUCAGUGAUGUCAGCCACAGGUGGAAUGAGCUACUGGAGCAGAUCUCAGAUCAGCUUAGGAAAAGCAAAACACUGAUGCAGCUAUGGCAACGCUAUAAAGACCUUCACAACCAGAGCAGUGCCAGUGUGCAGAAACAGGAGGAGAAGGCUGACCGCUUGCUAAAGAGUGCCACCCAAAAGGACAUCACUCAACAGGAAGUGACCUCAUGGGUCCAAAACUGCAAUGAGUUGCUAAAAGCUCAGAGCUCAGUGAGGGCCACUCUGCAACAGCUGAGUGAUGUAGGGAAGCAGCUGAGGGAACAGGUGGACCCCUCCUCCAUGGCAACCAUCCACUCAGGCCACCUGUCACUCACUCAACGCCUAGCAACGCUGGAGCACGCCCUCUGCCGACAGCGAGCUGUGCUGGAAGCUGGUGUGAAGGACUUUGAGCGGUUCAGUGAGCAAUUAGAUUCUCUGUCCCAGCACUCAGUCAAGGCAUAUGAAGUUCUCAAAGAACCCGAUCCAUCUGCAUCUUCAGGAACUCCUGUUAUUCUGGGACAGAUGGAGAAACUCAAGGCUCAGAUGCUGAAGUUAAGCAGUUUGUCUCCUGAUCUGGAACGUUUGAAUGAGCUUGCCUACAGGCUUCCUCUUAACGACAAAGAAGUCAACCUUAUGCAGAACCUCAAUAAAAACUGGUCUUCCAACUCUGCCCACAUCAUAGAGAGAUUCAGUAAACUGCAGGCCCUGGUACUGCAGCAGCAGAGUUUCCUGGAGAAGUGUGAGGCAUGGAUGAACUUCCUGUCUCAGACGGAGGAGAAGCUUGCAGCUGAGAUUUCUGGAAAUUACCAGAGUCUGCUGGAGCAACAGAGAGACCAUGAGUUGUUCCAAGCAGAGAUGUUCACCAGACAGCAGAUUCUAUAUUCUAUUAUAAGUAAUGGCCAUCAGCUGCUGAACCAGGGACAGGUGGAUGACAGGGACGACUUUGCCCUUAAAUUGGCACUUUUGAGUAGCCAAUGGCAGGGAGUGGUGAGGCGGGCUCAGCAAAGACGGGGGAUAAUUGACAGCCUUGUUCGCCAGUGGCAACGCUACAAUGAGCUGGCAGAGAAGCUGAGACAUUGGCUACGGGAAGUAUCAUUCAAGUCAGAAGAUCCUCAGCAGGAUAGAACGGUGGCACUACAGCAGGCCCGUGGCAUGCUGGAUCACAUACAGCUGAAGGAGCGGCUUCUGCACCGUCAGCAGGGCACCUACAUCCUGACAGUGGAGGCUGGGAGACAGCUCCUCCUCUCAGCUGACGCUCAGGCGGAAGCCACUCUCCAGACAGAGCUCACUGACAUACAGGAGAGCUGGAGGAACGCUAGCAUCCGACUGGACGAGAGGAAGAAGGAACUGCUCACUUUGCUCAGGGACUGGGAGCAGUGUGAGAAAGGAGUUGCUGCGUCACACGAGAAGCUGAGGGCAUUUAAACGAAAGCUUGCACUCCCCUUACCCGAUCACCAUGAGGAGCUUCAUACAGAGCAGAUCCGCUGCAAGGAGUUAGAGGGCAGUAUUGAGGGCUGGACGGACGAUGUGUUGGCCCUGUUUGUGCUGAGAGAUUCUCUGUCUGCUGAUCUGAGUGCUGAUGACCUCACCGUGCUGCAGGAACGCCUGGAGCUGCUGCAGAGGCAGUGGGAAGAGACCUACCACCAGCUGGCUCUGCGUAAGCAGCAGGUGAGCGAGAAGCUGAAUGAAUGGGCUGUGUUUAAUGAGAAGAAUAAAGAACUGUGUGAGUGGCUCACACACAUGGAGAGUAAAGUCUCUCAGAACGGAGACAUCAGCAUCGCCGAGAUGAUUGAAAAACUACGAAAGGACUAUCAGGAGGAGAUCUCUGUGGCCAGUGAGAACAAGCUGCAGUUGGAGCAGAUGGGUGAGAGGUUGGCUCGGGCCAGUCAUGAGAGCAAAGCGGCGGAGAUUCAGUACAAACUCUGCAAGGUCAACGAGCGCUGGCAACACCUGCUGGACCUCAUAGCCGCCAGGGUGAAGAAGCUGAGGGAGACCUUGGUGGCAGUGCAGCAGUUGGAUAAGAACAUGAGCAGUCUUCGCUCCUGGUUGGCCCACAUAGAGACAGAGCUGUCUAGACCCAUUGUGUAUGAGACCUGUGACACACAUGAGAUUCAGAGAAAACUCCAGCAACAGCAGGAGUUGCAGAGAGAUAUAGAGAAGCACAGUACAGGUGUGGCAUCAGUGCUAAACCUGUGUGAGGUACUCCUGCAUGACUGUGACGCCUGUGCCACGGAAGCAGAGUGCGACUCAAUCCAACAGGCCACGCGCGGUCUGGACCGCCGCUGGAGAAACAUCUGUGCUAUCGCCAUGGAGAGGAGGCUGAAGAUUGAAGAGACAUGGAGAUUGUGGCAGAAGUUUCUAGAGGAUUACUCGCGCUUCGAAGAGUGGUUAAAAGCGUCUGAGAGGACUGCCGCUCUGCCCAAUUCCUCAGGAGUGCUCUACACAAUCGCCAAAGAAGAGCUGAAAAAAUUUGAGGCGUUCCAGCGGCAGGUGCAGGAAUGCCUGACUCAGCUGGAGUUAAUCAAUAAGCAGUAUCGUCGUUUAGCUCGAGAGAACCGCACAGACUCAUCCUGUCACCUGCGUGAAAUGGUGCAUGAUGGGAACAGGCGCUGGGACAAUCUGCAGAAGAGAGUGGCCUCCAUUUUACGCAGGCUAAAGCAUUUCAUUGGUCAGAGGGAAGAGUUUGAGACAGCCAGGGAAAAUAUUCUGGUGUGGCUGACUGAAAUGGAUCUGCAACUGACCAACAUAGAACAUUUCUCUGAGUGUGACAUCCAAGCCAAGAUUAAACAACUCAGGGCCUUCCAGCAGGAGAUUGGUCUGAACACGUCAAAGAUUCAGCAGGUCUUUAAACAAGGCAAGGCCCUCAUAGAGAAGAGUGAGCCCAUGGAUGCUGCUGUCAUCGAGGAGGAGCUGGACGAACUGCAGAGAUACUGUCAGGAGGUGUUUGGCCGCGUGGAGCGAUACUACAAAAAACUCACGCGCCUGCCGCUGGUUGAUGAUGAGGAUGAUGAGUUGGAAGGUUCAGACUGUGACUUUGAGCUGGAGGACUCAGGGGAGUUUUCUGAUCUCCAGUGGGGUGAGGGAAAAUCUUUGCCCCGCCCCACCAGCCGGCCUACCUCAGCACCUAUGGCACAAACUCGAACAGACCGCUCAGGCAGAGAGACCCCUGCCAGCGUGGACUCUAUCCCUCUGGAAUGGGAUCACGACUAUGAUCUGGAGCCCAUGGGUCGUACCAUCUCCUCAGAAAGGGGCGGGCAUGAAAAGGACGAGGAUGAAGAGAUACUAUGCAGUGCCACUACUGCUCUAACAGAUGUAGUGAUUCCUGAGAGUCCUGAGGCAUAUAUUAAACUGACAGAGAGCACGUUGAGGUCUUCCUCUGGUGGACAUGGACAUUUGGAGGCUCGUCUGAGGCAGCUAGAUAAUUCUUUAGACUUGAGCCGCUACAGCCUCCAGCAGACAGAUGGCGCUGUGGACAGCCAGGAUGGUUCAUACAUGGGCUAUAUGCGGUUGAUCGGAGACUGUCGGGGAAGUAUGGACGCAGUGAGGAGAGCUGAGAGGCAGCUGGAUGAAGCUGAGGACGACCUGUCAGGCUUCAGUAAUCCCAACAACACAGAGCCACAGAACACAGGUGUGAUUGAGCGCUGGGAGCUGCUACAGGCACAGUCCAUCAGCGACCAACAGAAGCAGAGAGAGAACCUGCUGUUAUGGCAACAGCUGACCUCUGACCUGGAAGCAAUGGAGACGUGGCUUAGUGAAGCAGAGACAGAGUUGACUCAGCUGAAAGGAAAAGAUCUUAGUGCAGACAUCCAGACCUUCAAGCAGAGAAUCAGAAAACUUAAGGACCUGCAGAAGGCUGUGGACGCCCACAAGUCACAAGUGCUGUCCAUCAAUCUGAGUAGCGUGGAGUUGGUCCAGUCAGACUCUGACGAGACAUGGGAUCUGAGAGACAGACUGAAAGAGAUGAACUCACGUUGGGAUCAUCUAGGGAACUCAUUAGAGGAAUGGAGAACGGCAUUACAGGAGGCACUCAUGCAAUGCCAGGAGUUCCACGAGAUGAGUCACGGUCUUCUUCUGUGGUUGGAGAAUAUUGACCGCAGGAGAAACGAGAUUGUACCCAUUGCGCCAAACCUGGACCAACACACACUCAGAGGCCAUUACAGAGCUCUCAAGCAAAUCCAGCGAGAGCUGCAGGAUUCAGAGCAGAAGGUGGCCUGCCUACAGGAGCUUUCUCAGCAGCUGCUGGUACAGGCCCAGGGCAGCGAGAGUCUGGAGGCUCAGGAAAGAGUGCAUGUCAUCGGGAACCGGCUCCGUCUGCUCCUGAAGACCGUUCGUUCAGACCUGGAGCUGCUGGAGAAAGCACUGGAGACCAGUCAAGACACACAGGAGCUUCAAAUCUUGCCUGCAGUAGACGAAGUAGAUAUGGCAAGAUCCACAGGCUCGAGAUGUGACCUUGGCACUUCCAGUCCAUGGCGCACGCUACGAGGCAAAUGUAGUGUGUCAGAGUCCGGACCCACAGCCAGCCUUCCUCGCCGCAGGUCUCCAGGAGGCUCUCGCUGCGGUUCCUCCCGUUCUAAGUCCUCCCAGCAUUUAGGUGGCGUUGCGGCCGGAUGUUUCCAGCCCUUCUUUUCUCGCGUGCUUCGUGCUGCACUACCCUUACAGCUCCUCUUGUUAUUACUGGUGGGUCUUGCCUGUCUGGUGCCCAUGACCGAAGAGGACUACAGCUGUGCACACGCCAACAACUUUGCCCGUUCUUUCCAUCCCAUGCUCCGCUACACCAAUGGCCCUCCACCCAUAUGAGCCUCCACCCCAAACAGACUGGUCAAGCCCUUAUCAUUUAUUUAUUCUUGCUUGUUCAGACUUAUGGGAAGGAGAAGACAUAAUGGAGCUCUGCCAGUCCUGUAGCCGAAGUUGAUUGUGCUGUGUGUCUAUACAGUUCAAGGCUGCUGCUAUUUGUUGUUACUCUAUGUGAGCGUAGCUGUUAAUAUUGAGGGGGAAAGGGAAGCCAUCGCUGAUGGCUUUUCCAGCGCAAGGAGAUAAAUCAGACAGAGAGACUGAGAUGUGAACGUCUCUCACAUCCAUCCAGCAAACAGGAUAAUGAAGAAGAAUGAAUCUCAGCUGCUUUACAGCACUGAUGUAAACCCAUUUUAAAGUUGCACAACGGAUGAUUUUGAUCAGUUUUUACACCUAAAGAGUUUGUGAUUAAAAAGGUUCAAAUUUCGGUGAAAAGUAAUGUACCACGGCAUUCAGUCUAUGAAAAGCUAGCAUUUCACAUGGCAACAUGAAGCGCUACGCACUUUUUAAACAAUAGCCUAUCAAGUGCAAAACUGCUAAAUCAUGAAUAUUUGUGGAGAUGAUGUGUAGUAUUUAUGCUUUAUACCAGUUAUUUAAAAAAAAAAAUCGAAUAACUGACAAAGCGAAGGGUUUUGUAGCUUACUGAAGGAUCAGUGCUUCAAAAGAUGAAGUGCGUUUGAACAAUAUAAUUUUGAUGCCAGCAACAACUUGAACCGACAUAUUUUAGCACAUUUAGCGAAGUUCCGUUUUGCAACUUUAAGGUACUGCACUUAAAGUCCAAAUGGCCCUCAUUGUCCAAUUUGGCCAAAUAAAGUAUUUUAUUUUUUAUUUCAGUGUUUUAUUUAAGAUGAAACAAGCUCAGUAAAAAAAACCUCUCUUUGACAUUUACAUUGAUUUUGUAAAAUAGCAUUUUAAAAUGCCUUUAGAUUUGACAGUUAUUUUUUUACCUUGAUUUCAUGGCAUGCAAUUUUUAAUCUAUGGUCCUAAAAUAUGCUAAACAAUCAUUAAUAGUCUAUAAGAGACAUGUGCUUUUUAUCAGUGACCAUUACUGAAUGGGUAGAUCUUAACCACUGGGUUGUUAUAAAGAAACUGUAAAACCAAUCCAUUGAAAUGAUGUCAUAAUGCCAUUGGUUA
Chanos chanos (milkfish) is the source of this 27543-nucleotide messenger RNA. It is a transcript of the gene syne1a, whose product is annotated as spectrin repeat containing, nuclear envelope 1a. Gene Ontology annotation, cellular component: membrane. Gene Ontology annotation, molecular function: protein binding. Bases 1 to 26415 code for a protein of 8804 amino acids. The transcript is spliced from 148 exons. The record is from RefSeq and is a predicted model, not a curated record. Lineage: Eukaryota; Metazoa; Chordata; Actinopteri; Gonorynchiformes; Chanidae.